This is a messenger RNA of Seriola dumerili (greater amberjack), 1248 nucleotides long. Its product is annotated as serine/threonine-protein kinase pim-1-like. The record is from RefSeq and is a predicted model, not a curated record. Gene Ontology annotation, biological process: regulation of mitotic cell cycle; negative regulation of apoptotic process; protein autophosphorylation. The transcript has 8 exons. Gene Ontology annotation, cellular component: cytoplasm. Gene Ontology annotation, molecular function: protein serine/threonine kinase activity; ATP binding. Bases 1 to 1248 code for a protein of 415 amino acids. NCBI's taxonomy places the organism in Eukaryota, Metazoa, Chordata, Actinopteri, Carangiformes, Carangidae.
AUGGAUAGCAGGACUCAGAGACCUAAGAGGAAGGCCAGUCCUGAAAAGAAGACCCAAAGAAAAAGGAGAAGGGCCUCUGAGAUGGCUGAACCCUGUGGCAGCAAUAAAGAGGAUGGCAUUGUGAGGAGAGGGAAGAGGAAAGUAAUGGACGAUGGAGAGGGGCCAUCAAAGCAGCAGCAGAAGAAGAAGAAGAUGCCAGUAUUCUACCUUCUCAAAAACAACGAGGACUCGGCCUCCACCUCAGUGGACACUGAGAACAGCGACCCUUUAGAAGGCUGCAGUACAUUUGUGGGAUAUGUGAGCAAGAGAAGUGUUAAGAGAAAGGCCCCCACUGAAGGAGAAGGACCGAGGAGGAAGAGGAAGAGGAGAACGGACCCAAAGGAGACCCAGAAGAAGGCGGAGGAGGAGGAGGAGGAGUUGUCAGCAGACGCCCAGAGAGCUCAAUUUAAGGCCAAAUACAAACAGCAGAAACAGCUCGGUGAAGGAGGGUGUGGGUCUGUGUUUGCUGGCUACCGCAAAGCAGAUCAUUUACCAGUGGCUAUCAAACACAUACCAAAGAACAAGGUGUUUUGUAAGGAAACGGACCAGAAUGGGAACGAGCUGUCUGUGGAGGUGGCUGUCAUGUUGAAGCUCUCUGCUGAAACGCCUGGAUCAGUGGGGACGUCAGCGUCUGUGUCUCUACUGGACUGGUAUGACCUGGGCCAGAAGCUCAUCCUGGUGCUGGAAAGACCAGUCCCCUGCGAGGACCUCUUCACGUACCUGGAGGUCAAACGAGGCACUAUUCAGGAGGAGGAGGCCAAGAUCAUACUGAAACAGCUACUUCAAGCAGCAACCGAACUCGAGAAUCAGCGCAUCUUUCACCGGGACAUCAAACUUGAAAACAUCCUUAUUGAGACGGGCUCAGACGUCCCGCGUGUUCGCCUCAUCGACUUUGGACUCAGCUGUUUCUUCAAGAAAAGAUCAGUUUUUCAAGAUUUCUAUGGUACCUGUGAUCACAUCCCUCCAGAGUAUUACAGUCAUUUUACCUACAGCGCCAGCCCCACCACGGUGUGGCAAGUAGGAGUGGUCCUGUUCGAAAUGUUCCACAGACGAGAACGUUUCGAGACCAGAAAGUUCCUGACAAAGAAGCUGAAAAUCAACAAACGACUGUCCGAGAAUUGCCAGGAUUUCUUGAAAAUGUGUUUGACCAAAGUCCCAGCACGUCGCCCGACCCUGGAGCAGCUCCAGCUUCACCCCUGGCUCAGAUAA